GUAUGUGGGCUAGAUCAUCUCUAAAGUGGCUCACUACGUACCCCUGGUGAGAGCAUGCUCGCCACGCCCAUCUAAGUCUGUGCAUUGUGGGCAGCCAGCAGCCUGCGGUUGUUGCGAACUGCUGGAUUUCUGCACCCUCCCGGGGAAGCCCCUCUCCUGCACCUCUGGAUCUGAGUCAGUUGAGGAGAAGACCACUUCUGAACUUGGUGUUUAAGGUAUGACGGGGUCACCUCAAGGUUCUUGGGACUGAACUUGAGUCUUCAUCCUUGUGAGGCAAGUGUUUUAACCACUGAACCAUCUCCUCAGUCCCAGCUCCUUCCUCUAUCACAAGCCCUCUCCCACAGCGCUACUCCUCUGCUACUGAGGGCAGAGCUCUCAGCACUUAAUGACUGGACAAAUAUAUCAACAAACAGCGCCUUGGAGGAAGAGCACUUAUCUGCCUGACAAUUCCAGGUUCCAGUCCAUCACAGCAGGGAAGUCCAGGCAGCCAGAACUGAAGGCUACUGGGUACAUCACCUCCAGUGUCAGAAGCUGGGAACAGUGCACACACAGUUGAGCUCUGAGCUGUGUCUGAUCUCCAGGACAUGGCAGUCUCCACCACCAUCAUUGCCAGCCUUCUCCUGGUAGCCUGCAUGUGCUGCGUCUUCCCCACAGACUCUGUGACCAUUCCCUCUUCUUGCUGCAUCUCCUUUAUUUCCAAGAAAAUUCCAGAAAACCGAGUGGUUAGCUACCAGUUGGCCAAUGGCAGUGUCUGUCCCAAGGCAGGAGUGAUCUUCAUCACCAAGAAAGGCCAUAAGAUCUGUAGUGACCCCAAGUUGCUGUGGGUUCAGAGGCACAUCCGAAACCUGGAUGCCAAGAGAAACCGGACUUCUGCAGGUGCCAAGGCACGGGGCACCAGGUUUUCCAUCCGGAGACACCACGGCAAUAACACAGAGGGUUAGUCACCUCUCCUCUGUCCCCGAACCUGGACAUAGGUAUUGACGUCUUGCCAAGCAGCUUUGAGCCUCGCACAGCAGCUGGGAUGAGGCCUGAGUUCAUUUUCCACUCUCAGCAUUUCUUUUAGGGUUCUGCGAGAACCCGAGGGAGCUCCAAGCAUGCUAGUGACCUGGUGUUUCCUGUGCUGAGUGAGAAGGUUCCAUAUCCUGUGUUUUCCUCUUGUGUGGCUUGAAGGCGUCACCCAAGCCAAGGUGCAUAAGACCCAAGCACCUACAGGUGCACCUUGCUUCUGGGUGUACUUUGCUUCCGGGUGUACCUUGCAUGCAGUUGGCUUUGAUGGGGUUCUUGUCUUGGGGUUGGGCCUGAGGGUGUCUGUCUGUCCACUUGUGGGUGAAGAUCUAUCAAUAAUAGUAACUUCCAAGCAUGUUCCCACCUCCAGAACUUUGAACAAAUAAAAAUUCAGCUGAAA
Molecule: messenger RNA, 1405 nt
Organism: Psammomys obesus (fat sand rat)
Lineage: Eukaryota; Metazoa; Chordata; Mammalia; Rodentia; Muridae
Gene: Ccl24
Product: C-C motif chemokine ligand 24
Exons: 6
Coding region: 585-941 (118 amino acids)
Biological process (GO): G protein-coupled receptor signaling pathway; lymphocyte chemotaxis; monocyte chemotaxis
Cellular component (GO): extracellular region
Molecular function (GO): CCR chemokine receptor binding; chemokine activity
Source: RefSeq, a predicted model, not a curated record